Molecule: messenger RNA, 1760 nt
Organism: Perca fluviatilis (European perch)
Lineage: Eukaryota; Metazoa; Chordata; Actinopteri; Perciformes; Percidae
Product: sushi, von Willebrand factor type A, EGF and pentraxin domain-containing protein 1
Exons: 4
Coding region: 206-880 (224 amino acids)
Source: RefSeq, a predicted model, not a curated record
AGAGCUUACUUGUUACUUACCGCUCUCUGCGUCUUCCCUCUGCAGUCAGUGAACUCAGCUCUACUGGGACAGCUUCUAAUGACUUCAUAUCUGUUGAGUUUGCAAUGAAUGAAAAUGUAUAGAAUGUUGCUGCACGGCAAUAUGACUUAGACUCAGUUCCCAGAUCCAUCUGCGGUUUUUCCACAGAAACUGAUUGCAUCUGAAGAUGGGCACGAUGAGGUUAUAUCCACUGCUGUUGCUGUUGUUUGGGUCCUUCCAAAGAGCCAUUUCUCAGUUUCCUGGAUGGAUUGGUGAGGUGGAAGGUAGUGGUGAGACAGAAUGGAUUUCCCAACCAGAUUUCAUAGAAGACAUAUAUUGGUCCGGGUCAGCGCCCCUUUGUUUAGGAGGUUGUAAGGCGCGACACCAGGAGCUGAGGAGAGAUCGCUGUGGAGACUCAAGCUGCUGCUGGCUCGGCUACAAGUCCCUGUGCAGGGUGAACUGUGGGAGGCCCGAUGUGGACUAUAAUGGACAAGUGUAUGGUAAUGACUGGUGGGUGGGCUCUGUGGUGAGGUACUCCUGUCGCCCUGGCUUCAUGCUGGUGGGAAACCCUACCAGAUCUUGCCAGCCUAAUGGCCUCUGGACCCAGAAACCUACCUGCCUCAGAAUGUGUGCGCGGGGACGCAUUGAAAUCAGUGAGAGUGAACUGAAUGGGACUUGCAACUCCACCUGCGCAUACAAGAGCUACUUUGGCCCACCCAAACAAGGCUGCACUCGGAUAGACAACUGUUAUAAGAAGGAGACUGGCUGGAAGCGGUUCUUUGCGCUGUGUGUCCCUUGCAUUUGUGACUGCGCUUUAUCAUGUGGUGAGAAGCUUCCCCGCCACACUGUCGAGCACAAUUGAUGAACUGAUGUAAAGUGAGAAUGUUGCAAUGUGUCAGUGAAAUUACCUUGACUGUGGUUAAUUAUUGCUUCAAACAUGAAUUUGCUGUCUUUCUUUAAAGAAGUCCAUGCAAAGAACACUUUUGACUUUUUAUUUUUUGCAUUUAACAUUUACAGGCUAAAACAUGGAAGAACAGUUAGAUUAGUGAGAUAUACACAGCUUGUACACCGCAAAGCCACGCUAUGGUCUUGCUGCUUCAUCCAAUUGUGUAGACAAAUCACUCUGCCUCGUUGCUCCUCCUCUUAGUCCAUCUGUCUUGGCGGAAGAUGAAACCUUAAUCUUGUUUCAAAGGGAGGAGCUUUGGUCGGGGAGGUCGAGUCAGAAUUAACACAGAGUGUUGUAGACCUUAUAAGCAAAUUGUUUUAUAAGUAGUAGACUGUGCAUUUUUUAAUAUUUAAAUUAUUUGUUGUGGAAAAAUGGCACAUUUAUUUUUGUUGUCAAAUCAAAUCUUUAUUUUUAUAUAGAUGGAAUGCUUGAAUCUGCAGUCAUUUCCUGCUGUCGUAAGCUGUUGCCACAGUUGUAUGCAUCUCACUUCCCAGUGUUAUUUAACCUUUCUGCACUCAAACAAUUUUGAUUGGCAUAACGCUUCCAGGCAUAUGAUAUUUCUUUGUAUAUUGUCUGUGUAGUCUUCAAAUUAUUUGUUGUAUUCAUUACUAAUACCCCAUCUAUAUUUAAAGUUAAAAAGCAUUCACAAAAUGUUAACAAAUGUUGCAUAUAUUUUUCAAAGAGUGCCAUUAUGUGAUUGUUUUUUUCAUAUGUUUGAUAUUUUGCAAGCCAGUUGAGUGGAGUUUGUAAAAUUUGAUGCAAAUUAUCUGAUAAAUGACAUUGCUCCUGACUGCCA